UCCCCCUCAUUUCUCUCUCACUCUCAAUCUACUUCCCUCCACCCUCUCCCCUCCUUCCCCCUCCCCAAAAACCAACUCCUUCAUCUUCACUCGCUCAUCCUUCGUGAUUGUAAUAUCCGUCUCACAUCCCACUUUAUCACUUACCCCAUAUCUUCUCUUGACUCAUCGUUCUGCAUCCCCGCAUCAAAAUCCUCGCCGGAGCCUUAUUUGCUUUUUUCGGUCUUUUACUUUCGAAUACUUGUCCAUUUUCUUUCGGUUCAUCCAUCGUGCAAGUGACGCAGCUCUUGUCUGCCCCGAGUAAUCUCUCGCUGGACACUUGAAUUAUAAAUCUCUUCCUCCUGAUUUUCGCACUUGCGCAUUGCCUUUCACAUUGCCUCUAAUCCACCAUGUCGCUCCGUCGCUCGCUGCGCUCCAACGGGGGACGCACUGAUCAAGCAAGCAUGAUAGAUAUUAACGACGUUCCUAGGUCUAUUAAAAAUACCCGUGCUACUGCUGCUGCUGCAUCAACCCCCGCUGUAACGGCGCGGUGUGUUCCAACAGACGCAACCGGAGACUCGUCGAGGCGAUCAAUGCAUCUAACAGUUAAGAUGCCCGCCAAUAAGCUCAAAGAAGUCACCGGAGGGAGCUCCAGAGCGGCGCCUGCUACCCGGCGCUCGGUGAACGUCUUUACGGAGAAUCCCAUCAUCACGGGCCCGCGCAGUAGCCGGCCUAGGAAGAAGCUGGUCGAAGUAGACACCAGUGAUGAGGAUGAUCUCGACGACCAGGAAGAGGACGAGGUCGACGAUGAGGAUGCCCCUGGUGAAGACGAGGAGGACGAAGACGAUGACGAAGAUGAAGAGGACGUCGAGGACGAGGAACUCGAUGCUGAAGGUGAUCUCGACAUGGAUGAUGCCCCGCCGCAACCCCCUAUGCCUAAGCGACAUAUCAAAGCGGCGGCGGCGGCUGCUGCACCCAGUACCAAAGCAGUUAAGAGUGUCGAGGCCAAAGAGAUGGAGUUAGACGAUGACGAUGACGACGAUGACGAGGAAUUAUCGGAGCCUGAGACUGAUGCUGAGGGCGAGCCUGACGAUCAGGACGAGAGUAUGCUAAUGACCGGGAAUGGAGGAGAGGAGCUAGAUGAAGAGGAUGAGGACGAUGAUGAUCUCGACAGUGACGGGACCCCAACUGCGGACCUGACUCGCAUGACUAAACGCCAACGAGGAAAUCUGGGAAAUGAUUUCCUGCAACUGCCCAUGGAACCUCAGGUGAAGAAGCACUUGACCGCGGAGGAGCGCGCUAUGCGUCGCGCGGAGAUGGCUCGUCGACGGAAGAACUUAAGCGAGAAGCGCAACGAAGAAGAGAAGAUGGAUACCAUCAACAGAUUACUGCGCAAGCAAGCCCCCAAGCGCCGGGGACGUAUUCCUGCCGCAGAGGCAGCCGAGAAUGCAUCUGCAGAUCAAGAGAUCCAGGAAGCCUACCAAAAGCCGGACCCCACGAUGGUACGCUGGGUCAGUGGCCGUCACGGGAGCCGCGUGGGCGUGCCGGAAGAGUGGAUCGGCACGCCGGCUGCACAAGUCUUUGGCGCUGGACCUGGCAAACUCGUCCAAGAGGUGUAGUGUAGUUUUUGACGGCGCAUACUCGGAGCUGGGGCGUUCUGGCGGGCUACAACAGGAAGGACAUGUAUUCUAAAUUGAAUGAUUUCUUUAUGUGAAUGUAUGAUACAAUAUGGCAGUAUACCUGGCAGCUUUCAUAGCCCCUGCGAGGGGGUUCUAUCUUGAGUGUUCCCCACA
This is a messenger RNA of Aspergillus saccharolyticus JOP 1030-1, 1769 nucleotides long. Its product is annotated as PAPA-1-like domain-containing protein. The transcript is spliced from 3 exons. The record is from RefSeq and is a predicted model, not a curated record. Gene Ontology annotation, cellular component: Ino80 complex. NCBI's taxonomy places the organism in Eukaryota, Fungi, Ascomycota, Eurotiomycetes, Eurotiales, Aspergillaceae. Gene Ontology annotation, biological process: chromatin remodeling. Bases 387 to 1595 code for a protein of 402 amino acids.